AUCAAAGUUCACAUAUAUAUUCAGGUUAAAACUGUUUGUUAUCUUGCUUAUAAAAAGUGAAGCAAUUAGCAUCUCAGCAAAAUCAAAGAAAACAUUUCAAAGAUAUGUGAUAUAUCUGGAGUUUGAUAGCGGGCAGAUGCAAUGAAGAGUAUCUCACUAAACGGUUUUGUGUGUCAGGUUAACUCAAACAUGAACAUGGGGAAGUCCAUAUUUGUUGUAUUUCUAUUACUUAACAUAGGCGUGAUCAAUGGAUUUAUCCCAAAUCGUCUUAGGGAGUUAUUUUCUAAUACUGCAUCUCAAACCCACAUUGAGAUCACAGAAAAGGGGAUCCUUAAAAGCGCAUUGAGAUUCUUCCAGGAGAACCCACACCCCGACAGCGACCCAAUCGAGGUCAAUGGCGAAUUGACAGCAAAGAAACUAAUACAGGCUUAUUUUGGAGAUGAUGUGUCAUCCAAGGAAUUUAAGAACGCUAUAGAAGAGAUGAGUGAUGCUAAUGGAGAGGUGGACACGGAUGAAGUUACUAGCAAUCUCCCUUCUGCUCACUUUGAUGCGGAACGAUUUGAUUUGGCAAACGAUCGCUUGAUAAGAUUACGACAAGCUGUUAUAGCUGCCCUUGAUGCGGAGAAGUUCCAGUCUGCCCGCAAGCUGACAGGCCAACUGAUGCACACCCUACAGGAUUUCUAUAGUCAUUCGAACUGGAUUGAGAUGGGGAAUACAGAGCCAAACAGAAACCUAGCUGUAGCUAGAUCUGUUGGAGAGGUUGUGUCACCAGAUGAAGACACGUGUCUCGAAUGUGAAGAUAUGACCUGCUAUGACAACAUUAUAGAGAGUAUUAAUAGAAGAGGCCUGCUCACAAGUGGCUUCUUUGCUCUAUCUAGUUUGAUAGGCGGACCCCAAAAGGAUGGCAAUGGUGUAGAGGUACCCAAGAAAGAGGGUAAAUGUAGUCACGGCGGUCAGAUUGAUAUCACAUCUAAAGAUACCCCCGCCAAAGGAGGCAUCAACAAAGACUCUGCACUGUUUCUAUGGUCACCGCAUCACUAUUUGCAUCACCAGGCUGCUGAUGUUGCUGCUUUGGCAACUGAAGAGUUCCUGGAUGGUAUCAGAGAGGCGAGAGGAGAUGAAGUAUACAGCCAGUACCUAAACCUGGGCUUUGGCACAUCGCUGUGCUUUGUUAUUGACACCACGGGCAGCAUGGCUGCAGAUAUUGAAGCUGCCAAAUCUCGGAGCAAACAGAUAGUAGAAGAGAGGGCCAAAUCUAGUUACAAACCUUACAACUACGUCCUUGUUCCAUUUAAUGAUCCAGAGUAUGGUCCAGCCCAGGUGACAAGGGACCCCGAUGAGUUCUUAGUCUACCUGGACGAACUAGAGGCAGCUGGAGGAAAUGACUGGAGAGAGUAUGCAAUAAGUGGGGUCAGCCUGGCUUUGCAACAUGUACAGAAAGGAUCUAGUUGUUUUGUCAUGACCGACGCGCCAGCUCAUGAUACUAAUCUUACAGACCAUGUGAUAGCUCAAGCUAAAGAAAAAGAUGUCAAGUUAAAUUUUCUCGUAUCCUAUACUGGUAAUAAUGCCGAGCGAGUCCCCACCGUGAUUGCUGACUAUUUGCCCAUAUCAGCUGCCACUGGGGGUCAGAUCAUAGAUGCUAAUAAGACUGAUGUUCUGGAAAUCACAAGGGUCAUUGAUAUAUCAUUGCAGAGUUCAGAGGUGCUGAUAUAUCAAGUGGAAGGAGUGAGUGGGACAAAGACAUUCCCAGUUGAUAUGUCGGUGUCUGAGGUCUAUGUCCAAGUCAGCUCAUUUGACCCUCUAGGCACAGUAGAUGUUAAAUCAACAGAAGAUAAAACAACUGAACCAUCUAAGAUCACAGACCUGCCAAACUUUGUGAUCUACAAGCUGACCUCACCCGAGACUGGACUAUGGGAGGUGACUACCUCAUCAUCAGCUAAAUAUAACCUCAAGGUGACUGCAAAGAGUUACGUAGACAUGAAUGUUAAAUUUGUGGACCAGAAGCCAAAUUCUCCCCAUCAAGGCUGGAGAAAGAUUGAUGGAAAACCAACAACAGGUGGUAACACAACAAUCUUGGUCCUGCUGGAUCAAACUAACGAUGACUGGAUUACGCUGGUUGAGGGGAUUCAGUUCAUUACCCAGGAAGGGGUUGUUCUCAAAGAUGUCCCUGUGAAGAAUACUACAGAUAUUCUCUAUUCUGCUAAUGAAAUGCUACCUUCUAAGGAUUUCCGAGUCUUGAUGUAUGGGAAAGACAAUUCCUUGGAAAGAGUUCAAAGAAUGCUUCCUGAGCUUCUCUCGGUGUCCACAAUUGUAGUACGUUGGAAUACAGCCAGAAAUAGCUCGCUGACUCUGGAGCCCGGAGAGACAGCCAUAAUAGAAUACGAAGUUAAGAAUCUUGGUCCAUCUGCAGUGUUUAAAGUGGAAGCGGUUGACUCGGAGAGAUUCACUAAAAUGGUUGAACCGUACAGAAUGACUCUUGGUGAAGAAUCCUCGGAGACCGGCACUAUUGCAGUAACUGUCCCUGAAAACACUCCCCUGGGUACAGUUAACACCAUCACUGUCACAACAUCCGCUGAGACAGGAGUGAUCAUGACAAACUACUUCAUAUUUGACAUUAUUGUAGCAGUGCAGAACAUUGAUCUUGAGCCUCCAGAAUGCUAUCUUAUCCUUGACGAUAAAAGCUGUCCUAAAAACGCAACAGAAUGCCACUACAAUGAUGCUACCUGGAACAUCAGCGCCACCUUUAAGGAUGACAAAUCGGGUAUCGGAAAGAUUAUAAUUGACGAACCUGUUGACAAAAUAUACACAAUCCAAGAUGAGCCCUAUAUGAAAAUUCUCAGUUAUGAAAUAUCCUGUUGCAGAAAGGAUGUUUCAGUAGUUGUAUUAGACAAGGCUGGAAAUAAAGGCACGUGCGCGGAAUUAAGACGUGCGUUCGAUUUUAGCGGUACACCUAUAAUUGGUAUAAUCAUAUGUGUAUUGGUUGUCAUUCUUCUAGCUGUUAUCGUUGCUUUUAUAACUUAUACAAAGUGUAAGAAGGGAAAGGGAUCUUCAAGACAAAAGGCCGCAUAUCACAAAGGAGAGUGGCGAGCGUAGCGGAUUUCAAUAAUUGUGGCAAUCUAUGUCAAUUUACUUGACUUCAAAGAAAACAUUAUUAUAAUGAAGAAUAUUUUAUAGUCAAGGACAAAGAUGAAUCAUUUCCCAUAACAUACCUGGUCUUGUCUUGUCUCUUUGCUUUGUCUCAUGUUUCGUUUUAUAUGUGUUUGGUUGAUUUGCCUAUUACCAUAUUUAAGUAAAAUUGAAGGAACUUGCUAAUAUUUGAUGGCAAAGUUAAAAGGAGAAAACAUGUUUGUGUUUUAUAAAAUAAAACUUGCACUUUAAUUCUACAGAACAUUGAUCUUGAGAUUCCCGUGUUCUACCGCCAAUCAAACAUUGACAUUGACCCCCCAGUAUGCUACUAUACCUCUAACUUUGAUAACUGCCUUAAUACAGAGGAAUUUUGUGAUAAGACCAAGUGGAACAUUAAUGCGACCUUUACGGAUGAUAACUCGGGGAUUGGAAACAUCACUAUUAACGAAUCGGUUGAGAUUAUUCACAUUGUCCAAGAUGAGCCCAGUCGGAAAAUUAUCAGCUAUGAAAUAUCCUGUUGCAAGUCGAAUGUGUCAAUCAUUGUGCUAGACAAGGCUGGAAAUAAAGGGAUGUGUGUGAAAGCUCUGGAAAAACAGAACACGUCCAAUCUCAGUACUUUGGCCACGGUUGGUAUAAUUGUGGCCGUAUUGACUGUGGUUGUUUUGGUUUUCAUAAUAGCUGUUGUAGUUUAUAAAAAGAGGAAAUCCUUUACGAUCAAUGGUGAGCAUCCCAACGGGAGGUGUAUGUCGUGUAAAACACCUUGCAAUUUUGAGCGUUGCAUGACGUCAUGCGUUGAAUGUAUGGGGCAAUGCUGUCUACAAUGUUGCAUUCAGGCUGGAAUGACUUAAGGAUUUAAGCCCUGACUGAUUAUCAUUCCUCAAAGGUGUUGUUUGAAACUUUGCUAAGAUUAGGAAACAACGCCUGAGUGGAA
Owenia fusiformis is the source of this 4057-nucleotide messenger RNA. NCBI's taxonomy places the organism in Eukaryota, Metazoa, Annelida, Polychaeta, Sabellida, Oweniidae. The record is from the annotation of a GenBank genome assembly.